Messenger RNA from Phytophthora infestans T30-4, 817 nucleotides. RefSeq lists its product as uncharacterized. The transcript has 4 exons. The record is from RefSeq and is a predicted model, not a curated record. The coding region runs from base 197 to 817 and encodes 206 amino acids. NCBI's taxonomy places the organism in Eukaryota, Oomycota, Peronosporomycetes, Peronosporales, Peronosporaceae.
CGAACCCCAUGGCAAUGCAUGUAUUAACUUAACACGUGCAGAUUUACGUGGGUCGCGAAUGCGAUCGAAGCUCCAUGGCAGGCGCAACUGGCGAGAGGUUAGCACACUACUUUACUCUCUACGCCGUUUGGUGUCCUGUGUAAUCGCUGCCUAGCGGUUGACCACGUCGAUUGCUGAGCUCGUUGUUGGCGUGCGCAUGUCCGUUCGAGCCUGGGCUCCGGUGGCCGUCGUCUUUGAGCCACAAGCCCGUCGUUGCAGUGACUGGCGUUGUAGCGCUUCAUCUUCCGCCCCCCCGCGUCUCUGUCCGAUCUGUGGACUCAAGCCUGUCUGCCGCCCCCCCGCGUCUCUGUCCGAUCUGUGGACUCAAGCCUGUCUGCCGCCGUCGCUGGCUUUCUGCCUUCGUCUCCACUGGAGACUCCAGCACGCUUCGCAACGUGCGAAUCGAGUGAUUUAUGAUUUGCUAAAAAAGGGUUUUAUUAAUAACCCCUCCAGACCGGAGGUUCCAGAGAGUAUUCGUCCGAUCUCGGCGCAAAUCCCCGUUUACAACCAGGAAAAUAUAUGGUGCCGCCGACGACGCGGCCACAGCUUACCCACUCGUUUCCCCAGCACGAGCAACUACACGUACUUGUACGCCCAUAUGGGAUGGCACUUUCGUUGCCUCGAUCGAGGCAAGCGCGUUGAGUAUGCCGACCCGAAAGACACCACUAACACUCCUUGGAGUGGCCAGGCCACGCGAAAAGCACCCAGCGGAUUAGAGGUGCCGCUGAAACGCGGGAAGGCAAAUGGUCACUACAACGAUCAGAAAUCGCGUGUGUAA